UGGGACAGCUCCACACAACAUCCUAACACCGACUAGAGAAACUAAUCCAAGCUACAAAUUCUCAACCAAAUACAACAGCACAGUAUUAUUUUCUAAACAUUACAGCAACUGUCAUGGAGGACAAACUAAAACAAUCUUUUUGCCACACCUGCUUGAGAACAGACAGUUUCAUGAAUAAGGUCAUAAAGAUGUACUGGUCCAUACGGAUGCCCAUAUGCAUCUUGUUUUUAACCCUGUCUGCCUUCGAUGUGGCUUCAGCCGAAACAUUAUGUGGUGGAGAGCUGGUGGAUGCCUUACAGUUUGUCUGCGAAGACAGAGGCUUCUAUUUCAGUCAACCAAGCAGGUCGAACAACCGCCAUGCACCACGUCGUGGGAUUGUGGAGGAGUGUUGUUUUAGCAGCUGCAACCUUGCUCUGCUACAACAGUACUGCGCCAAACCCGCCAAGUCGGAGAGGGACGUUUCAGCAUCAUCUCCACAGGUCAUCUCAGUGAUGCCGGCAUUAAAACAGGAGGUCCCAAGAAAGCAUGUGACCGUCAAAUAUUCCAAAUACGAUGUAUGGCAACGGAAGGCCGCCCAGAGGCUACGGCGGGGCAUCCCGGCCAUCCUGCGAGCCAAGAAGUUCAGGCGACAAGCGGAGAGGAUCAGGGCCCAGGAGCAACUCCACCACCACAGGCCUCUCAUCACGCUUCCCAGCAAGCUGCCACCCAUCCUGCUUCCCACAGAAAACUAUGUCAGCCACAAGUGAAACCAGGAGCUUUUGCACAGAGUUGAUAAAAAAAGACUAGGGGAUCAAAGCUUUUUGUCUCUGACGUCAUUUCUGUGGCAGUCCUCUACAACCCACCUUCCUUCCCAACCAGACAUGCUCACAUGCUCUUCCAGUUUCUAUUCUUGCUGUUUCAUUCACCAACGAAAAGACACGUCGAAAAGCAGAGGAAAAAUGCUGAAUGCUAUUCAGGCGAAGAAGCGAAAGAAAGACGCGGACGUUUUGCCGUUGCCGACAGUUCGGAGGACAUCGGAACUUGAGGAACAGCUAGCAUGAAAGAACCCAUUCCACUGCAUUCCCCUGAGAUGAAAGUAUCUCUCUUUUAGUCAUUUUACACAUUAGUUUGCACCUCUAACUAUAAAGGGACAUCCACACUGUAAGGAAUUGUUGUUAAAUUAGAUUCCUGUUCCAGCACCUUGUAAUCACAGAUGAAAUGCAGAGGAGAGUCUGCGAAUUGCACAUCGCCACGGAUUACGUCAAAGUUCUUGAUAAGUAAAUAAAAAAGGCACUAUUUUUUUAUGGACUAUGAACGUGUAGCUUAAAAAAAUGUCAUGGUGCUAGCUUUGGGAACGGACUCAGAGGAGAAGGGGGGAAAAGCACGUUUUCUUUUCUUUAAAAAAUUAUUCAACUUUCCGUUUUAAGGAAAGUGUGACUUUUGAAGGUGAACACAAGAACAUUUUGGCUGCAGAGGAUAUCGCUGCAUGCAGCUGUGUCUGUUGUUACAGAAGACAUGACAUGAGGUAUGGCCUUUGGUCCCAUCGCUGCUGUCGCAAUUGAAGGAAGGAGCGGCAUAGGGACUUUAACGAGAACAUGUUGAAACGCACGGAGACGUUCUCUCCUCUCUAGCGUGGCUGCACAGAACCCCUGCGUUGCACUGCAGGAAGCGGGACAUUAUGAUUCUGAAAAAGUGGGAUGUUUGUAUUUUCUAUGUUCUUUUUCGCUUCGAGGAAAAAUGAAAAAAGGCCGGCCUUGGGUGUCUGGUAACGUGAAAUUCUCGUUGUUGCAAAAUAGGCUUUGUGUUUUUGUAACGUUAUUUACAGUUCUGAAGAAAGGCACAAAUAUCAAUUCAAAGGGAAAAAACGCAAUAAUGUCAACUAACAUAUAUUUUUAACGUUUAUCCGUACAGUAGUAUUCACAUGCUUUUGCCUGAAAACAAAUACUUGAAUAUAUAUAUAAAUAUAUAUGUAUAUAUAUAUAUAAUAAAUAUGAAUAUAUUAUAAUUAGUUUCCAGGGACAUCAUGUAAUAUUCUUUUAGUCUGAGCUGUAUCUUGCAUAAUGAGCCGCCAAGCUUCUCUUUUAUUUGUUUAAGUACAAAUAUGGGCACUGUAUAAAGGCAUUAUUUAUUUUGUUAUAAAAUUAUAUAUUAAAAUCGGUCCAAAUACAGUAAUACACUUAGCACUGAUGCUCAACUGACUGUUGUACGCUCUCUCUUUAUACCCAUUUUACAUGUUAAUGCUUUUGUAGAUGCUUUGUACCAAAAAAUAUUUGCUUUUUUUGGUUCACCACGGGGCUAUUUUCAAAUCAAUAUUUUAACAGCAGCUGUAGCCUGGAUCGCUUAGGCAUGUCGUAACACAAAAAUAGGCACAUUCUCGGAAGGUUUUUUCUCCCUCCAGCAUGGCUUUUUAAUCUGCCAAAUGGAUUUGACUUUUUGAGGUUUUAUUUUAUCGCAAGUAUUCGCAUACACGUGGUCUUAUAUACGACGGUUAUACACAAGCCACUACAGUUUAAAGCCACUUAUUUGUUUUAUAUCAUAAAUGUUGCUUCUCUGAAGUAUAGCACUGGGCUUUUGGGGGUUAAGAGGAGAUGAGGAGCCUGCAGGAGGUGUUGUCCCUGGUUCAACUUUUCCUCUUGUCACUGAGAAAUUAAACUGCAUCCAUACUGCAGAUUGAGAAACAAUCCACUAUGAUGUCAUGAAGGACUGUUGUCAAAGAAAACUGUUUAUCAAAGAGGAAAUAUCUCUAUACUUUCUUUAUGACCCACCAUCUUACAAUGCUCGAAAUCCUCUUAUUUCCGUUCAGUGGGUGUCUUUUCAAGUCCUCAAUGUAUCUCCAUCACAACUGAUGAAGGGCUACCGUAGUAAACCAUACUUCAAAUUGUUACCCCAAUACUCAGGAAAUAUAAGCGGAUAAAGCGUUUGCUUCAACAGUUGCUUCACGUAUUGCGGGUCUGGGACCAUUGCAAACUAAAACAAGGCCGUUUUUGUAGAUUCUCAGCAACAAGCCGAUGUGUUGUAUGUGCCCCAUUACAAGAUGAUGACAAUGAACCCAUAGCAUUGCUAUGCAGUGCCUGCAGUCUACCCGUCUGCCUUGAUAAUCGAAUAUUUAUCCAAUUUUUCAUAUUGGUCGUGAAAAGCAGUGCAAUUAUUGUAGUUAUCAUUAUCAUUGUUGUUAUUACUCGUACAUCCCAUAUUUCUGGAGACAUUUUGUUAUCACAUUAUAACUGCAAGGACUGCAUUCUCUGUCGUUUCCUUUCGAACCGGUUACUUCCAGUGUGAACGGCACGAGGGAAUAUGACCUUUUGCGCAAAAAUGAAGGGAUCCUUUUCAUCUGCAACAGUUUGAUAUCAGUAGCUCACGCAGCCUGUGUGUGUUUUAAUUGAUUUAACCUCUGCACGCUAGAAAGUCCGAAAUGCACAAUUCAUGUACAUUCAUUUUUAAUAUCAAUAAAAACCAUUUUAUCAAA
Triplophysa rosa is the source of this 3445-nucleotide messenger RNA. It is a transcript of the gene igf2b, whose product is annotated as insulin-like growth factor 2b. Gene Ontology annotation, cellular component: extracellular region. NCBI's taxonomy places the organism in Eukaryota, Metazoa, Chordata, Actinopteri, Cypriniformes, Nemacheilidae. The record is from RefSeq and is a predicted model, not a curated record. The transcript has 4 exons. Bases 114 to 746 code for a protein of 210 amino acids. Gene Ontology annotation, molecular function: growth factor activity; hormone activity.